This is a messenger RNA of Linum trigynum, 990 nucleotides long. Lineage: Eukaryota; Viridiplantae; Streptophyta; Magnoliopsida; Malpighiales; Linaceae. The record is from the annotation of a GenBank genome assembly.
ACUUCAUUUCAAUCCUACACAGUACAAAGCAGUACGACGUCCCUCUCUCCGUGUACGCUAUGUACAGCAGUACAAGUUGUACAACAAUGUAUGCCCACCAAUUACCCUCCUCAAUUGAAAUCGCCGCCCUAAUCUUAAUCCGAGCCUGCCGGAGAUCAGGAAAAAGAUGAACCACAGCGAUCACAUGAUGCCCAUGGCGGGUCCCUCGCCGACACGGCGGAACAAGAUGAUGAUGCACAUGACGUUCUACUGGGGGAAAGACGCGCUGAUCCUCUUCUCGGGUUGGCCCGGCGCCCGAACCGAGAUGUACGUUCUGGCCCUCGUAUUCGUCUUCCUGCUGGCGUUCCUCGUGGAGUGGCUGUCCGGGUGUCGGCUGAUCCGGAAGGACGCGGGUCGGGUCGGGGCCGGGUUGAUCCAGACGGCGAUGCACGGCGUGAGGGCCGGGCUGGCGUACAUGGUGAUGCUGGCGGUGAUGUCGUUCAACGGCGGGGUGUUUCUGGCCGCAGUGGCGGGGCAUGCCGUGGGGUUCUUGGUGUUCGGGAGUAGGGUUUUCAAGAAGGACGACGACGGUGUGGGUUUGGAUGGCGGGGAUUAUCGUCAUCGGAGGGCCGGAGGUCUCCGUUCCGAUCUGCCUCCCAUCAGUUGUUGAUGGCUCUGUCUUCUCCUUUCUCCAAUAUAUAUAUAUUUUUUUAAUUAGUUAGGAAGAUGGUGUUGUUUAAUUAAUUCGUUGAUGACCAAAUGACUAUGAAUAAUGAGCAAAAGAUGGACAAUUUUCUAUGGUGAAUCAGGCUCCAAGGAUCUUCUGGAGCGCUUAAUAUGCAUUUUCACACUAAAUGCGAUUGAUUACAAAGUGGGGUUACACAAUGAAGCUAGAAAAUAGAUCGAGGACAAUGAUCCAAUAGUAGUGAGGGACUGGAUUCCUAGCACAUCAUCUGGCGACCCAUUCAGCUUUAACAUUAUGCUUUACAGGAAUGAACUCCACUUUGAUGU